AUGGAAACCACAUGCCUUUCCCAGUCAUUCAUCAGCCACCAAUACUUCUCAACACUUGAAAUCCUCUUCCUGGCGCUUCCAUUUAGCAAACAAAGUGCAACAAUUGAGUGGAAUUUUGAGAAGCUCAGGCUAGAAGGAUUGGUCGUGUCUGGCAAAAGUACCACUCCUCGCCAUUUUUCACUGCAAUCCCAGGACAAUUCACUGGCUAAUUUCCCAAAUGCUACACAGAAUUUCCAUUUGAAUGAUGCCACUGGAGAUUCAAAUGCUCACGCCAUCUGGGACUUGGUGGAUGUCAAUGCAGUUCUGCAGACAGGAUCCAAUAUCCCUACAGCUGUCCGAAAAGUGACACAUCAAGUACACAAAUUCCGAAAGCUCAGGGCUAAGCAUCUCUUUAGGGAAUACUGUGAAAAGUCCACGGUACAUGGUAUGAAGUAUUUUGCUGAGAAGGAUAGACCUGCCUGGGAGAAGCUUCUGUGGAUAGUUCUUUUUGUUAUGUCUUUGUUUGCUUGCGGGAAGAUGAUAGAGAGGGCUUGGCUAAAGCUCAAUAAUAGUCCCUUGGCAGUUACCUUUGCUGAGAAAGCUGUGCAUAUCACGCAAGUUCCCUUUCCAGCUGUAACUAUUUGUUCAUCGGUGAAAUUCCAAAGCCGAGAUUUCUCCUUCAAGAAGUACCAGGAGGAUCCUGAAAAGUACAAACACUGGGAAGAGACAUACAGAAAUCUUGGACAACUUUGUGACAACUACGACCCGCUUCCGGGUAAUUUGGAUAAUGAUAUUCUGGAUAUUAUCCGGAAGCACAGUCCAGAUGAUAGGAGUAUGAUAAAAAUGAUCACUUUUCGGGAUGAUAAACUCAACACAACGGACUCCUUUCAUGAAAGUUUCACUACACAGGGCCUGUGCUACACUUUCAACCGUUUACCGCUUCAGGACAUCUAUAGGCCUAGCUGCGUCUUCAGCCAGGAGAAUGAAUCAUUUCCUCUUAAUGCGAAAGUUAACUGGUCAGUCGAAACAGGAUUCACUGAUUACCGGGAGACGUAUCCUCGUCGAGCAGUAAACAUCCGUCAAGAGAGCGGCCUUCAGAUCAUUCUGCAGAUCAACAAGAAAGAUGUUGACAUUCUUUGUCAAAAUUCCGCUGGUUACAUGUUGCAGUUUCAUAGUCCUAGUGACAUCCCUCGAAUGGACGAACAUUCUGUAAUCAUUCCCGUUGACCGCUUUGCACAGAUCGCCAUUGAGCCUCGUCUGAUCAAUACUCCACGGAAUGUCGAGGUCUAUCCUCCCGAACAGAGGGAGUGCUACUUCAACAGCGAACGAAAACUGCAGCAUUUUAAGAUCUACAGCGAGAGGAAUUGCAAGAUGGAAUGCCUAGCGAACUGGACCCUUACUCUCUGCGGAUGUGUCUCGUUCUUCAUGCCAAGAAACAGCAGCGUUCCGAUAUGUGGUCCUAGUGCUAAGAGUUGCAUAGACAAUUGUCUGACCUUGAUGGAUCGUCCCGAUGCUGCUGUGAACUUUACUCCUCCGAACUGCGACUGUAUGCCAAGUUGUGUAAGUCUCUCCUAUAACGCAGAUCUGACCCACAACGCCAUUGACUACGAAGCUCUAGCUACAGUCGAUGAUAGGUACAGAGAUCCAAGUACAAAGAAGUUCCACAUCUACGUCAUGAUUUACUUCAACGAGAACAAGUUCUAUGCAAUGCAACGGUCCGAACUCUUCGGUCAGACGGACUUCAUCUCGAGUGUCGGAGGGUUCCUAGGCCUCUUCAUGGGCAUUUCAGUACUAAGCCUAAUUGAAAUUAUCUACUUCGCAACCGUACGUUGGAUGAAACUUCUACCAUCAGACUAUGGGAAAUCCAAGCAUAAGAAAUCUUCAAAGAUGAAGAAGAACGCUUCAUUUACGCAGAAUCUCUUUACAGUUGAUGGUAUUGGGGAUGGUCAGGGAGAGAAUGAGAAAUUUUACAGCUGGGAGCCAAAGUGGCGGAACUUCUAG
Messenger RNA from Phlebotomus papatasi, 1980 nucleotides. Its product is annotated as pickpocket protein 28-like. Gene Ontology annotation, molecular function: ligand-gated sodium channel activity. The transcript is spliced from 5 exons. Gene Ontology annotation, cellular component: membrane. Bases 1 to 1980 code for a protein of 659 amino acids. Gene Ontology annotation, biological process: sodium ion transmembrane transport. The record is from RefSeq and is a predicted model, not a curated record. Lineage: Eukaryota; Metazoa; Arthropoda; Insecta; Diptera; Psychodidae.